AUGACGCUGCAGGAUGAUCCUGAUCAAAGACCGGGAUUAGCCGUGAAUCACUAUGAGCUGGGAGAAACAAUCGGAUCAGGCAGCUUUGGAAAGGUGAAGAAAGCCAGGCACAAGAUCACGGGUCAUGAGGUGGCGAUCAAAAUUCUCAACAGAAAGAAGAUCAAGUCGAUGGAAGUUGUGAACAAAACGAGGCGGGAGAUUGAAAAUGCUCUUCGUUUCAGGCAUCCUCACAUCAUCAAAAUGUACCAGGUUCAUUCCAGCCCGACCGAUUUAUUCCUGGUGAUGGAAUACGUCCCAGGAGGCGAAUUGUUCGACUAUAUCUGCGCGAAUGGGCGACUUCCAGAGGACGAAUCAAGACGUUUCUUCCAGCAGAUCAUUUCGGGAGUCGACUGUUGCCAUCGACAGAAAGUGGUGCAUCGAGAUUUGAAGCCCGAGAAUCUUUUGCUGGACAAAAACCUAAAUGUGCGGAUUGCGGAUUUCGGCCUCUCGAAUAUUUUGACCGACGGCGAGUUUCUGAGAACUUCUUGUGGUUCUCCAAACUACGCCGCGCCAGAAGUGAUCUCCGGAAAGCUCUACGCCGGUCCAGAAGUCGACAUUUGGAGCUGCGGAGUGAUUCUCUACGCCCUUCUCUGUGGAACCCUUCCCUUCGACGACGACAAUCACACCCGACUCUUUGCGAAAAUCAAGCGUGGGCACUAUGAGACGCCAGCGAAUAUCAAAAACUCGCCCGUGGAAAGUCUUAUCGCGCAUAUGCUCAAGACGAAUUCUAUGGAACGCGCUACUAUCAAAGAUAUCUUGGAUCACCCUUGGUUCAGAGUGAACCUCAAAGACUACCUCUUCCCAGCUCCUGGACAGCAGCUGCAAAUGGGCAUUGACGUGGAAGCGUGUCAAGAAGUAGCGUCCAAGUUUGGCGUCUGCCCAGAUCAAGUCAGAAAGAUUGUCGAGGAACAUCUGGAGAACCCAGAACUGAAUGGAAACGAAGACCCGAGCCGAUAUCUCGUCGCGUACAGAUUGAUUAUCGAUGGGAAGAUCCUUCAGUCGCAAGAGCCAGACUUUUACCUGGCUCCGAACAAGACGUCCUUGAUCAACUUGAAUGUCCCGAAAAAGGCGCAUCCAGAAAGAAUGCACGAGCUUCUUGACUCCGGACCGGCCGAUAUGGUUGGCGCAGGGCAACAGCUUUCGAAGACGCCGUCAAGUAGACAGCGACCUCGGUCGAAGUGGCAUUUGGGUAUCAGGAGUCAGUCGAACUCGAUGCAUGUAAUGAAAGAAGUGUACCGCGCGCUCCACGAACUCGGUUUUCUUUGGAGAAAUAUCUCGUUCUUCCGAAUCCGAGUGAAAAUGGACUCGAAAAGAAAUCCUGGAAGGCAUGAAAAGAUGAAUAUUACACUUUACAGAAGUCCUAGGUGCUCUGAGCGCAGCCCAGACUAUCUGCUUGACUUCUCAUCCUGUCAGAUGGAAAACGAACGGGAAAAUAACGACAAUCCGGACUGGGGAUCCACCCACUCGACGAUGGAGUUCUUCGAAAUGUGCUCUAAAAUCAUCAACAAACUCGCCCUCCAAGGCAACAACUAG
Oikopleura dioica is the source of this 1572-nucleotide messenger RNA. The record is from the annotation of a GenBank genome assembly. NCBI's taxonomy places the organism in Eukaryota, Metazoa, Chordata, Appendicularia, Copelata, Oikopleuridae.